This is a messenger RNA of Triticum urartu, 1022 nucleotides long. Its product is annotated as hexon. The record is from RefSeq and is a predicted model, not a curated record. Lineage: Eukaryota; Viridiplantae; Streptophyta; Magnoliopsida; Poales; Poaceae.
GGAAGAAGAACGAGGCAGGCAAUAAAUGCGGGCGAGGUAAUAAUAAUAUAGGUUGCGGUCUUCAAAACACACAGGGCGUUUGGUGUGACCCCAUUGUCGAUAUCUCCUCUCCUCACCCUUCCCUUGUGUUCUUCAAUUCAAUUCUGGCCAGAAGCUGCCCCCCUUCUCCUCGCUUCUUCUAUCCCCCCACGCUCCUCCUGGUGCGCAAAGAUCUUCAAGCGCUUCGAGAUUCAGAAGGCUGGUAGAUCAUGCCGUGCGCCGCCGAGCUUGUCAACGGUGAGGGAGGCGCCAUCAAAGUGGGCACAACCGGCACCAUCGGCUCGCUCAUGACGAGAGAACUGGAGGCCAUCAAGGUUGCGCCGCAAGGAGCUGCCACCCCGCGCCUGAGACGCCAAAGCAGUCCGGUUUGGGUGCCCUGCGGCGCUAGCCCCCGGAAGAUCAUCCCAAGGAAGAGCUCGUCCAGUGUCUCCAGCAGCAGCAGCAAUGGCAGAGCUGACCGUGUGAGCGCUGAAGAAGCCUGCAAGACGAGGAGGAGCUCUCAGCGGAACAAGUCCAGCUCCCCGAUGCUGCACUCGGAUGGCGCGCUGGUUGACAGGAGCCCCAACUUCGAGAAGGCCAAGAAGAAAGGAAACGUGCAUGGCGUCGAGGUGGUGGAUGUCAGGUGCGGUAAUCCGAUGAGCAGCCGCCUCAGGAAGCUGGGUUUCUCCAAGCUGUCGGAGACCUUUGCCUAGCCCUAACGGGAGAUGACUGAAAUCAAAGCUGCUGCUGCUGCUGCUGCUGCCCUUUCCUGGAGGGCAUCUUGGGUUUCUUUGUGCAAGCCUUUGGAGGGCAGUACGAUGCCAUCUUUGGUGAGCACAAUCAUUUCAUCCACCUGACUGCAUCCCUCUGUGUCGCGAUCCCGUUUAGGUCAGCUUUCCUGCUCAUGUGCUCUGAUGCGUGGAAAGGUAGUCUAUGAAAAGCAUUUCCCGUCAGAAGCUAGAUGUCAAAUUGUCAAUGGAUGAUAUAAUGUAGUUCUCGGAAAA